CUAGGGCCUAGAGAUGGUACCAGUGUCUAGAAAUUGAUAACAUGAUGAUGACAUGACUUCCCCGGCAUUAGAAUAUAUAUUUUUUUUUUAUUGAGAUAUAAGUGUGGUGACGUUGACCCCUUAGAAUAUAUAUUAUCAUAUUACUUCUUAUAUUAACGUAUAUAACAAAAAUAAGGUAUAAACGUAUUAAAAAAAUAUAUACGGAAUGUGACAUUAUUAUUAUCAUUACUUGUGAAUAAAUUGUGAUUCCGAACAUAUACGCAAACAAGUGACUUCGAGAAAUUGCAUCAGACAAUUUGGUCCCGCGACUUGACUUCAUACAAUACAAUACUAUAUCUAUAUAUUAUACGAGAUAUUGCAUUAUCACUAAUUAAAAGUUAAUAAUUAAUUAGUUGAAUAGAGAACUACAGCUGUUAAUAGAAAGCUGUCGAAUAAUUCGUCACGCAUAAGAAAAAGUAAUUUUCUAUAUGUGACAAAUAAAAUAACAACAUUACUCCAUUUUCAAAUUUUCAUCAAGAUUUUAGGAUACAAUUUUGUUGUCAAUUUGUAAGUAAUUCUAUAUUAAGAGAGUAAGUUUUAUAUAGUUCUACAAAACUUAUUAAAAUAUUAAUUAUUAUUGUAAUGCUAUAUCUAAUAUUGUACAACUAUAUUAGAAAUAUGUAUAAACAAUAGCAGAAACCUUAGGUAAAAAUUUUUUUCUACAAGACUACAACCGUGUAUGUUUGCUCUGCUUUUUUUAUAUAAUUUUUUAAACAAUACAUUCUGCAUUUCCUAGUUUCAGGAUGGCAAAAUCACCAAUUAGCGUACUCCAAGAAUUAUCAGUUAAGCAGGGAUAUGUUCCUAUUUAUAAUUAUACAGGUGUAAAGAAAGUUGGGAUUUACGAUCAAUUUGUAUGCAGAGUAGAAUGUAAACAGUUCAAUGCUGAAGGUGUAGGAAAUUCCAAAAAAGACGCUAAGCAGAAUGCUGCAGAAAACAUGUUAUCAUUAUUGACCGAGGAAAAUGAACUUUCAGUAUUAUCUCCAGUCGCAAACAAAGCACAGAUCUCUACACCGACAAAAAUCUGCGAGCCAACAUCACCAUCAAGAAUUCAGGCUCUGUCAAGCUCUAAUGUUAACUAUGUUGGAUUACUACAAGAAUUUUGUGUACAACAAAAGUUAAUGAUCAAAGAUAUAUUAUACGAAGUUGUCGAUGAAAGUGGACCACCUCAUAUGAGAAUCUUUACGAUAGAAGCCAGUAUAGGAUCUGUACGUGAAAAAGGUUCGGCACAAUGUAAAAAGAUUGCCAAACAAGAAGCUGCAAAGAAGUUACUACAACAUUUACAUCCUGAUAUAAAUAACUUAUUGAAGGGAAAUAAGAAUACAAAUUACAAAAUGCUUGAGGAUACUAUACGAAAACUAGGUAUAGGAAUAUCAGAAUGUAUAAUUAGCGAGCCAGCAUUACCAGUUGCAAGCCUAUCGAAGAAGGCACAAACGUUGUAUAUGAAAUGUAACAAUAAGGAGCUUAAAGUGACCAGGCAGGAUUUUCUACUCAAAGAUCUUCAUAAUUUAUUCGAAGAAACUUAUUCCAAUAAAAUUUCUUUUAAUAUGAGGGAAAAAAUGCAAACUGUACGGGACAAAUACACCAAUCAUGCAGAUAUAAUAGAAGAAGUCAUACAAGAUAUUGUGAGAGCAUUAGAAGUCAAGAUAGAAAAAACUAUUUUACCUAGCUUAAUGAAAGGCUAUAUAAUAUGCUUACGCCUGUCAUCCAAUCCUAUUAUUACACAAUUUGGCAUGGAUGAAACUAAAGAUAAAGCAGAGAUUCAGGCAAAGUAUAAUAUUAUUGUAACUGUUUUAGCACUUUUAAACAUUUCUUAAUGUAUAUAUGUAUAGAAUAAUAGAGCACGUAUGAACAAACAGAUAAAAAUAAGAAAUAUCAAUUUUCUUUUAGUUACAUUUAUAUAUUUUUAAGUAAUAGCUCUGAGAUUAUAUAAUGAUUGUGAAAUUGUAAAUUUAUAUAUUUUAUUCAAUUAUUUACUUUUUGUAAAUAAAAGUAAUUA
Messenger RNA from Formica exsecta, 2035 nucleotides. Its product is annotated as RISC-loading complex subunit TARBP2-like. Bases 783 to 1853 code for a protein of 356 amino acids. The record is from RefSeq and is a predicted model, not a curated record. NCBI's taxonomy places the organism in Eukaryota, Metazoa, Arthropoda, Insecta, Hymenoptera, Formicidae. The transcript is spliced from 2 exons.